Molecule: messenger RNA, 2523 nt
Organism: Plodia interpunctella (Indianmeal moth)
Lineage: Eukaryota; Metazoa; Arthropoda; Insecta; Lepidoptera; Pyralidae
Exons: 6
Coding region: 191-2380 (729 amino acids)
Biological process (GO): cellular response to tumor necrosis factor
Cellular component (GO): cytosol
Molecular function (GO): NF-kappaB binding
Source: RefSeq, a predicted model, not a curated record
GUAUAGGUUGGGGGUUCCCUCCAACAUAGGUACGUUUAUUUAGGUAUUGACUGUCACUGGUUUAUUUUUACAUUCUCAAUGAAUUUGUCGAUAGUCUUGUGAUAAAAGGAAUCCCCGCGGUCGUGCGUAAUAAUAAAAAUAAGUGCCUAAAACAUGAAUUGAUGUGUUCGUUAAUAAAUUAAACCUAAAAAUGGCUUCAUCGAAGUCUCCCCUUGAAAAAAGCAAAAUGGUUAUACCAAAAGUUUUCUUGGGUAAACGUAAAAUCACAGUGUUGACUGGCGAUAGUAAUAUACUGCGAAGUCUCAAAGUGCAGCAGCUAUUCAAGGAGGAUGUAAUUUACGAGUCGAAGCCAGGGGAUUUUUUGAACCAUGACGAAAGUAUUUGCAUAGUUAAUCGUCACAAUUUGACGUCGAAUAUUAGGAGGACAGUGCUCCGAAGGGCCGAUCGCCCGAACGAAGUGUUAAAAACAUCUGACGAUAUCGUGAAUUUAAUAGGACAAGAGAAUUACGAUUUGGUAUUUUCCGCUUUAUGUUCAGUUUUCAGUUUAGAGUUAAAAGUGCGUGGAAUUUUAGCUUUGCUAACGGCGAGAAAAUUCGUUGAUAACUUCGUCCAGACAGAGGAGAUUUGUGUUAAAAAGUGUGUGGACACGGAGAGUCAGACUGUACAGAAUUGCAUGGACAUUUUCAUAAAACAGAACCGCAGAAAAAGAGUGAGGCGUCAACAUUUAACGCCUUAUGUCGUGAAGGACGAUCCGCCAGCCUCAAAUGGUAGUGAUAAUCUGAAAAAAAUUGUAAUACAGCCGGACAAGUUCCAGGAAUUCCAAAAUGACGAUGUGCAAACACCAAGCGACGAUGGGGGAAUAACUUUACCCAGCUUGAGCUUACACGAUGAAAACUCCAACACCAGUAUCGGUAAUAUGUCAUCGUUGUCAAUAAACACAUUGCCGCUUUUGUUAGAAAACCCUGAUGCGUUACUAAACAACAUUCAAAGUUGUACAGAAACGGAAACAGAGCAGACGUCAAGAGUAAAUUAUAAUCCGAUGACUUUAACAAUGCUGGACGGAACGCUAGUAACGAUUCCAGUGAAACCCGAGGACGACCUGCAUAUCGCUACGUCGGAUAUUUUGAAUUCUGUUACACCGGAGCAUAGAGCUAAGCUGAAGCUGUUGCAAGCUUAUUUCGAUUGGAAAUACUGCUUGGAAAGGGACGAGGAUGGAAAUUUGCCACUGCACAACGCGGUCAACACCGGUGAUAUGGAACUCCUUAGAAGACAAUGUCUCGUAUUGAAAUUACGUAAUGAGACUGUUGAUAUACCAGUUGAGAAUAUGACAGCCCUCCAGAUGUCCCUAUAUCAGAAGAACGCCGCGGCCACCGCGUUACUACUACAAAAUGGCGCCGACCCGUUGAGGGCGGACGCCGAGAAUCGAACCUGCGUCCACCUCGCCGCAGAGGAGACGUCUGACCAUCUCAACACGAUCAUCAAACACUGCCGCGACGACCCUUUAACUAUAAUAAGGGAAAACGACGAAUUCAGUAAGCCAGGAAUCGAAGGGAAGACCAAACAGGAGCAGGCAGAUUAUAUAAUAGAUCGGAUCGGCCGCCUAACAGAUAACCAAGGCUACACACCGCUUAUGGUGGCAAGCAAACUCGGUAUUUACGAGAAUGUGGCAACACUGUUGGACGCCGCGCCCGCCACUGUCAACAUGCAGAUGCCAAAUACUGGCAACACCGCGCUAUACCUGGCCGUAAGCGCUGCCUGUAUUGAUGCUAAUAAUCGGGGUAACUUCAAGAAAGUUGGGGAGAAUUUUUUGAAAAUUGUCGGCAAACUGGUCGAGUGUGGCGCGGACCCGUCCAUAGAGAACCACACAGGUCACAGCGUCAACAUCCUACUCACAGAAUUCAACAUCGGCGACCUGUCAAACGUCAUUGCCAACAAAAUGACAGCUGUCAACUGCUUCAGCGGGAAAAUAGACCCGCAAAGGGGCUACGAAAACUUCAUGCUGUUAAAAGACAAAGACGGCAACAUCAAAGUCAAAAAUAUAAAAGUUGAAACGGAGAAAUCAAAACCGAUAAUUUUGGAAAAUAUACGUGUCGACACGAAAAUCGACAAUCGGAAAUUGAUUGUUAGCAAAAUUGAUAGCAAUGUAGAUUCUAAAGUAGAUGAUAGUAAAUAUUUCGUUGGUACGUUUAGGAACUUUAUAAAAAAUGAGACAAAAGAUGUAUCUACAGUUAGCAAUAUAGAUUUGACUCAUAAAUCCAUGGUAGUUAUAAAGGAUAAUAAUAAAGUGAGAAGAAGUAAGGUGAUAGACACGAAGCCCGCAAAAAAAAUGAAAAUAACAGGCAUAGAAGUCAGUAGCCCAAGUAGUAGUAAAAAAAAGUGAAAAAAUAAUAUAUUUUUUUUUAAUAAAAAAUCGAUCGGUUUACGGGUACCACAGACAAUGGCAGUAGGAUAAGUAUUGCCUUUUUUUAAAUUCAGUUGUCUGUAUAAAAAAUAAAAUGUAUACGAUUUAUGAAACAUUGUGAA